Messenger RNA from Triticum dicoccoides, 1073 nucleotides. RefSeq names its product senescence-specific cysteine protease SAG39-like. Bases 54 to 1073 code for a protein of 339 amino acids. The transcript has 2 exons. Lineage: Eukaryota; Viridiplantae; Streptophyta; Magnoliopsida; Poales; Poaceae. Gene Ontology annotation, molecular function: cysteine-type peptidase activity. Gene Ontology annotation, biological process: proteolysis. The record is from RefSeq and is a predicted model, not a curated record.
AAGCAGAGCACACAUUGCACACUAGUACUCGCAAGCAAUCCAUCAAAUAUACCAUGGCCAUCUCAAAAGCUUUGAUCAUUGGCCUCCUCGGAUGCCUUUGCUUCUACAGUUCGGUCCUAGCGGCUCGCGAGAUCAACGAUGACUUGUCGAUGGUGGCAAGGCAUGAGAGCUGGAUGGCGCAGUACAACCGUGUGUACAAAGACACUACUGAGAAGGCAUACCGAUUUGAGGUCUUCAAGGCCAAUGUCGGGUUCAUCGAGUCGUUUAACUCUGAGAAUCACAAGUUCUAUUUGGGCAUCAAUCAGUUUACUGACCUCACCAACGAGGAGUUCAAGGGGACAAAGGCUAACAAGGGGUACAAACCAAGCUUGCAGCGGGUUCCUACCAGAUUCAGGUACGAGAAUCUAAGUCUCGAUGCACUUCCGGCAACCGUAGACUGGAGGACCAAAGGUGCAGUCACUCCCAUCAAGGACCAGGGCCAAUGUGGUUGUUGUUGGGCAUUUUCUGCGGUCGCUGCUACAGAGGGCAUCGUUAAACUCAAAACUGGCAAGCUUAUCUCACUGUCAGAGCAAGAAUUGGUGGAUUGUGAUGUCCAUGGUGAAGACCAAGGUUGUGAAGGAGGUCUCAUGGAUGAUGCCUUUAAGUUCAUAAUCAAGAAUGGUGGUCUCACCACCGAGUCCAACUACCCAUAUACCGCGGCAGAUGACAAGUGCAAGAGUGGAACCAAUGAUGCCGCGACCAUCAAAAGCUAUGAGGAUGUUCCAGCCAACAAUGAGGGAGCGCUCAUGCAAGCCGUCGCAAGUCAACCUGUCUCGGUAGCUGUAGAUGGAGGAGAUAUGACGUUCCAGUUUUACAAAGGUGGAGUAAUGACGGGCUCAUGUGGCACUGAUCUAGACCAUGGAAUUGCAGCUAUUGGUUAUGGCAAGACCAGCGAUGGCACAAAGUAUUGGUUGUUGAAGAACUCAUGGGGAACAACAUGGGGCGAGAACGGAUAUUUACGAAUGGAGAAGGACAUUACCGACAAGAGGGGUAUGUGUGGCCUUGCGAUGGAGCCUUCUUACCCCACUGCAUAG